Messenger RNA from Volvox carteri f. nagariensis, 948 nucleotides. RefSeq lists its product as uncharacterized. The record is from RefSeq and is a predicted model, not a curated record. NCBI's taxonomy places the organism in Eukaryota, Viridiplantae, Chlorophyta, Chlorophyceae, Chlamydomonadales, Volvocaceae. Gene Ontology annotation, molecular function: metal ion binding; mRNA binding. The transcript has 3 exons. Bases 1 to 948 code for a protein of 315 amino acids.
AUGAGUCGCAACGCAGAGGCCGUAAGCGAGGCCCCACAGCAGCUUGGGGUCUACGCUCACCAGGGAACUGGAUUCAUGUCGUCCCUGACUGGCGCACAGCACCACUCCAACAUGGGUAACUACUCUCCGUCUUUGGAACUGCUGCAAGGCAUACAAGUACCCCUGGGCUCCGGGCCUGGACAAGGGCAGGCGCAGCAGCAAAGCGCGGGCCCUACAGGAGGCAUAUCUUUCAGCCCUCUCGGUGCAGGCCUGAGGUCUAGCGGGCCGUUCAGCACAGGCGGGCCUAACAUCGGUAGCCGCGGUGUGGAUGCGAAGAAGACCGAGCCAACAACAACAACCACAGCAACAACAACAGAAGAACGCCAGCUUUGUACUUUUUUUAUCCGCACGGGGACGUGCGCCUAUGGAGAUCGUUGCAAGUUCAAGCACCCGUUGGACCGCCCUCCGCCUCAGUUAAAUACGCGAGGUUACCCGAUACGGGCCGAUGAGCCGGACUGCGCGCACUACCUGAAGAAGGGCUGGUGUGCCUUUGGUCCGACGUGCAAAUUCAAUCACCCUGAGAUGCAGCCUUCCAUUUUGAACUCUUACGGGCUGAGCCAGCCGCCUACGGCGUAUGUGAGCCUGCCCACAACGACGUUCCCAAGCCCUGCGGUCUACUCCGUUCCCCCGGCCGUUCCGACACUUUACUACCUGCCUCCUGGCAUGGGCCCUAAUCAACUGGCCGGCAGUACAGCCAGCCAGCUUGCUUUCACCCAGCAAAGCGCCUUAACGGCAGCGGUUCCAGGGCAGAUGUACCGUCAGCCAGCGCCUGCAGCUCCUUACGGCGGUCUGGGCGGUGCCAUUAACGGCGGCGUCGGUGGUGCCAUGGGCAAUCAAGUAUCUGUGCUGCAGGAGGCCUUCCAGGGUCUUACGCUGGGCCGCGCUGGCGGCUUGGGCCCGCGCAAGUAG